AUGUCUCCUGUUCCUGUUGUUUCCUCCUGCAGGUGGAACCAUGCUUUUAAGAACCAGAUCACCACGCUGCAGAGCCAGGCCAAGAACCGGGCCAACCCCAACCGCAGCGAGGUCCAGGCCAACCUGUCCCUGUUCCUGGAGGCCGCUAGUGGCUUCUACACCCAGCUCUUGCAGGAACUGUGCACCGUGUUCAACGUGGACCUGCCGUGCCGGGUCAAGUCGUCUCAGCUCGGCAUCAUCAGCAAUAAGCAGAGCGUCGGCAGCGCCAUCGUCACGCCGCAGCCCAGCUCCUGCUCCUACAUCUGCCAGCACUGCCUGGUCCACCUCGGGGACAUCGCACGUUAUCGUAACCAGACCAGCCAGGCGGAGUCGUACUACCGACACGCAGCCCAGCUGGUCCCAUCCAACGGUCAGCCCUACAACCAGCUGGCCAUCCUGGCCUCGUCUAAAGGAGACCACCUCACCACCAUCUUCUACUACUGCCGCAGCAUCGCUGUCAAGUUCCCCUUCCCAGCAGCCUCCACCAACCUGCAGAAGGCCCUGUCCAAGGCUCUGGAGAGCCGCGACGAGGUGAAAACCAAGUGGAGCGUGUCCGAUUUCAUCAGAGCCUUCAUCAAGUUUCACGGCCACGUCUUCCUCAGCAAGAGUCUGGACAAACUGGACGCUCUGAGGGAGAAACUGGAGGAGCAGUUUCAGCUUCCUGUCCCUCCAGUGUCCUUCCUGGGGCUGAUGUGCAGCCGGGCUCUGAUCAACAGGAGCCGCGGGGAGGAGAUCAUGGGCGAGUGUCCUCUGCCGGCCAUCAAGGUGUCUCUGGACUGGAUCCGCCUGAGACCCAGCGUCUUCCACGAGGCCGCCGUGCACCAGCGCCAGCAUGUCUGGCCCUGGCUCGUCUCCAUCCUCAACAGCUUCCAGCCCAGAGAGGACGACGUGUCCUGCUCCUCGGUGACGCCGCUGCCGGAGGAGUUUGAGUUGCAGGGAUUCUUGGCGCUCCGACCCGCUCUGAGGCUGGUGCUCGUACAGUUUGAGCGGGUCCUGCGGCGCCAUGUAGAACUGCUGCUGCUGCUUCAGGGACAUCUGCAUGGGGGACAUCUUCUGCAGGGCGGCCUGGGCCUGGUUCCACAUCUGGGCCGGCUGGUCCUGGACCUGCAUUGGUCUUCAUCAUCCUGUCUGUUGGCCUCAUGCUGUCUGAUGGUCUUCAUCAUCCUGUCUGUUGGCCUCAUCCUGUCUGUUGGCCUCAUCCUGUCUGUUGGUCUUCAUCAUCCUGUCUGUUGGCCUCAUGCUGUCUGUUGGUCUCAUCCUGUCUGUUGCUCUCCUCCUGUCUGUUGGUCUCAUCCUGUCUGUUGGUCUCUGCAGCUGAACCAGACCAGGAUGGAGAGCGGUUCUGAGGCUGUCAGCCAAUCAUCUUCUCUGCUGCCCAUGUCUGGCUUCCCCAUGCAGGAGUACAACCAGAACAGCAUCUUCAGCCAGGCGUACGGUAAGAACCUGCCCCCCAGCUCCAAGCUGGAAGCUCCCAUGAUGCACCAGGAGCCGUCGCUCUACUCCCUGUUCGAGGGGACGCCGUGGUCGCCGUCGCUGCCCGCCAGCUCAGAUCACUCCACCCCGGCCAGCCAAUCCCCUCACUCCUCCAACCCCAGCAGCCUGCCGUCCUCCCCCCCCACUCACAACCACGGAGCCAUGCCCUUCUCCAACUUUGGGCCCAUCGGCACCCCGGACAGCCGGGACCGCCGGGCGGUGGACCGCUGGAAGCCCGACAAGACCGGAGCGGUGAGCGGCUUCGGCCUGGACUACCUGCCGGCUGCAGCUUCCUCGGCAGCUUCAGACUCCAGCUGGCACCAGACGGGGCCGGCCGGCAGCUCCUGGACCAAUCAGGAGUGUCCGAUGGAGGAGUCGUCCUCCACCGUGCUGCUCGACAGCCUCAAGGUCCACUGGUGUCUCCACGUGCUCUUCUGUCUCAGUCUGCUUUAGUCUAACCCAAAAUCACCAGCACCAAACCCACCAGACUCCAUGUAAAUAAUAUGGACUUUUAUCAGCGGGAAAUACACUUCAUUCAAAGUGGACAGAAACUAAAUGUUUCUGUCCAAAAACUACCAGAAGCCGUCUUGGUUAGUCUUUCCACUGUUCCACCAAUCACCACUCUGGUCUGGUCGGAAUAAACUCUUAAUUCACCCAUUUACAUGUGGAGAUAUGCUGCUCUAUACACGCUAA
Messenger RNA from Etheostoma cragini (Arkansas darter), 2205 nucleotides. It is a transcript of the gene smg7, whose product is annotated as SMG7 nonsense mediated mRNA decay factor. The coding region runs from base 1 to 1965 and encodes 654 amino acids. The transcript is spliced from 13 exons. The record is from RefSeq and is a predicted model, not a curated record. Gene Ontology annotation, cellular component: telomerase holoenzyme complex. Gene Ontology annotation, molecular function: telomeric repeat DNA binding; telomerase RNA binding; protein binding. Gene Ontology annotation, biological process: nuclear-transcribed mRNA catabolic process, nonsense-mediated decay. NCBI's taxonomy places the organism in Eukaryota, Metazoa, Chordata, Actinopteri, Perciformes, Percidae.